CAGUCGUUCGGUGAACAGGCUAACGGCUACAUCAGCUUGAACGCGCCCAUCGUGUGAUUUGAGAGACAAGUGGUUGGUUUAAACUGAAAAAGAUUGAUGGAGGAGCCAAGGAAAAUUCAAAAGGAAAAAUCUAGCGUGUCCAAAAACGAUAAUGGUACAAUGCAAAAUAAUGAAAAAACACCGGUUUUGGAAGUUCUUCUAAAUUAUUAUCUUUUGAAAAAUAUAUUUCAACAUUUAAAUGGCAGGAAUCUAGCGAGCGCUGCGAUGGUUUGCAGAUCCUGGUUAGAAGCUGCGAAUAAUGAGAAAAAGACAAGAGGUCCUUGUUACUUUAUAGAAUUUAACACAGAAUAUUCCUCCAAUUUUUUAUGGAACAUCAGGAACAUAAGAAUUAAACCAUCAAUAGGUUUCCUUUUUGUUCUUACAUACACAAAUUACGAUAUAGCAGAACUUGUAAAGAAUUUGCCUAAACAUUGUGAAACUAUAAUACUGUAUAAUGAUGGUAUUAUUAUGGAAAAAGAAUAUAAUGAAUCUCCAAAUAUGUUAUGUGCGUUUUUGCCACAAAUCCCGAACCUGAGAGUAAAAUCGUUUGAAUUGCCAGAAUAUUUUAUCAUAUCGAGAACAGCCGAAUAUCAGGAGAUAAUUAGCACAAUUGUAAAUAAUGAAAUAUCUACUUCGAAUCAUGAGACAUGUUUUAUGUUAUUUUGUAAUCAGGAGGGUCAUGAAACGGCACAAAGGUGGGCCUCAGCUAUACAGGAAAGUCAAGAAAAUAAAGUAGUCUCUGUAUGGGGUGGUGUGGUGAGAGACAUUCGCGAACAACGUGCACAUGCUGGCUUGUGCAGAGAACAAACAGAAAUCGAACUUUCUAAGGGACUGCCUACAUCACGUUGUGUCGCCGUUCUAAUUACUGGUCCUAUACAGACAUGGUCCAUGAUUUUGGAAUGGGAAUGCAAUACAGAAGAGCAAAUGGAAGCGAGAUUAAAUUUAUUUAAAGACAAAGUGAAGUUAAAGAAACAUUCCAUAGGAUUUAUCUUCGGAAGCCGAUUUCGUCAAUCUGAUAUGUUUAAUGAAUUUUAUUUAAAUAAUGAUGGUUAUUUAGAAUCAACAAUAUUCAAAAGAGUGUUCCCCACAGUAUCCUUAGUAGGUUGCCUUAGUUUUGGUCGCGAGUUUGGAAAAACUACUGCCGUCGAUGAGAAGAAAGAAAGAGAUAAUAAAGGGAAACAAGAUUGUAAGAAAUCUAAAUCUUGGUACAAUUGUGGCUCUACUGUGUUUUUGAUACUUACGUAUGGUUAACGUUUUUAAAGAGAAUAUAUGACUGCUACGUGCUGCGAACACAUUUUAUCACUCGUACAUUACUAGAUUUAGAUCUUGUAUUUACCAAUCUUUUUAAUUGCUAACAAAAUAUGAAAGCAAUGAUUGUUUAACAUUCACAGAACAAAAACGUACAGAAUAACGAACGACGUAGCAAUAAAUUCGAGUACUGAGAAUUGCAUCUUUUUCUAGAUGUAAUAUCUACGAAUGCGUGUUUUGUACGAAUUCUAAAAUAAUGUUACUGAUGAAUAAAGGAAACAAAUUAUAACUUAUGA
Molecule: messenger RNA, 1583 nt
Organism: Wasmannia auropunctata (little fire ant)
Lineage: Eukaryota; Metazoa; Arthropoda; Insecta; Hymenoptera; Formicidae
Exons: 5
Coding region: 97-1290 (397 amino acids)
Biological process (GO): positive regulation of proteasomal ubiquitin-dependent protein catabolic process; protein polyubiquitination
Molecular function (GO): protein binding
Source: RefSeq, a predicted model, not a curated record